CUGUUUUGGGGUCCUUGCGGUAGUUCCUGGUCCACGUAUGAGCCAGAUCCAAAGCAAAUACUUAGCUAACAAAGAUUUACCAGAUAAUGUGUAAAUGUGACACUACAGUCUAUUGUUGAUGAUUAAUCCCGGCUUAUAAAUCGUCUGGGAUAUUUGUAAUUUUGGACGUCGUUGUUGUUAUACGGUAAGUCGACUAGCUAGUUAGCGCUAAUGGAUGCUAGUAUGUUAAGCUAGUUUAGUUGUCGAACCCUGUGUAAUCCACCCGUGAUUUAUGCCAAAAGCUGAAAGUUGAUAUCUCAGUAUGUUGUUAAACCUACCCACACAGACCAUUUGUACUAUUUUGAGGGUUAAGUGAUUACCCGGAUUUCUAGCUAACCUUCAAAGAUGUUAGCCAUAACAUCAACAAUCUUGCUAUCUGUUUGUACGGUAGAAGCUAUGUCAUCAUAACAUUUAGCAUUAUGUUUUGGUUUUAGGAUAAUGUCUUUUGUCACAAAAAGCUAUUUAUUGUAAUUUAAUUCUCGAAUCUGACAAACUGAUUCAUUUAGGUUUUGGUUCAUUUGUGUUUCUAGGAUGCAGAAUGUCUUGGUUCGCCGACCUGGCAGGGAAAGCUGAAGACUUCCUGAAUAAAGUGGAUGCAGGAGCUGCCAGCCUGACCAAACCCCAAGGCCGCACCUCCUCCUUCUCCUCAGCCUACGAUGCUCCUGACUCCACCGACAACUCUCAGUACAGUAGCACCGGCACUGGCUACAGCACCAACACAUCAGAGACACAGCAACACCCCUAUGGGAACUCCACCUCCCACAAUGCAUCAGGAUCUGGUUUCAUUACUGCAGCUGCUGGCAACAUCAAGAAAUCCAAAGGCUCCCUGUUGACUAGCUCAGCCACCGUCUCCACCACCAGCACCCUUCCCCUGGGGUCUUCCAGCACUGCUUCCUCCUCCAGCUCCAUCAAACCCUCCUCCAGCUUCGUGAGGCCCAGUAAGAAGAGUCAGAGUGAGCAAGAUGUGGAUGAUGACCUGUUGUUUGACUUCCUUAACAGCUCAGACCCUCCGGCCAAUGAGAGGAGGGAGGUCAGACCCAGAGAUCCUCUCAGAGUGUCUCCUGAAGGAUCAGGCUCCCCCCAGCCAGCACCUCCUGCCUUGGCAGCUGCCCCCCUCAUGGUCCCCUCUGCCCCCUCCACGCCCCCCUCCCUACGGGGCAUGUCUCGUACCUCCAGCUCCAGCUCUCUAUCCACCAGUACUCACAGUGCCAAAACAGGGGGUUCAGAGGAUGGCUCUGCCAAAGAAAGUCAAGGUACUGACACUUAAACUGGUCAUUUUUAAUGUCAAGGCACAAGAUGUAUGCUGUUUUGUUCUUUUGAUCUCGAAUGUUUGGUCGACAUCAUGUGGUCCUCUGUAGCUCAGCUGGUAGAGCACGGCGCUUGUAACGCCAAAGUAGUGGGUUCGAUCCCCGGGACCACCCAUACACAAAAAUGUAUGCACGCAUGACUGUAAGUCGCUUUGGAUAAAAGCGUCUGCUAAAUGGCAUAUUAUUAUUAUUAUUAUUAUCAUACACGUUUAUGAAGUAAUCAAGACAGUGUUAAAGUUACAAUUGCUAAUUGAGAUCAGUUCAAAGUUCCCUCCUUUUAUAUAUCUUCUGUCUUUUUUUCCAGACACACCUGAUGGUUCUGAUUCUGGGUUGGCUGUUCCCCAGUCUAUCAGCUACCUAUCAGAGUCUACGCCCACAUACAAGGCCCCUCCCCUAGCCCAGGCCCCGCCCCCUAUAGUGGAGCAGCAGAGUCAGAUGAUGUCUAGUCUGCGUCUGGAGAACCAGCUACUGAGGUCAGAGGUCACCUCCCUCAACCAGGAACUGGCCUCCAUCAUCCAGAGAGCAAAAGACACUCAGGAGGGUGAGAGAGCUGAGAGAGAAGGCUUAGGAAGAAGACUCAUGUCUGGUCCCAGAUCAGUUUCUGCUGUCUUGCCAACUCCUAUGCUCAUUGUCAUGAUGAUGGAUGUUGUCAUUGCCAAGACGGCACUGACAGAUCUGGGACCAGGCUAUGCUCAUGUAUGUGUAUCUGUGGUGGGUGUAACUGUAUGGUCAUAAACUCUUUCCCACAGAAUUGAACCAGGCACGGUUACGCACAGAGAAGUGGAAUUCGGACCAGUCUCGCACAGACCGCACGGUCAGGGAGCUGCGGUCGCAGGUUGAUGACCUCACAGAGGCCCUCAGUGCUAAGGACGGGCAGUUGGCUGUGCUGAAGAUCAGGCUAGAUGAGGCAGAUCAGUUACUGAAGUCACGGAGCUCUGCUCUGGAGGAGGCACAGACUGAGAGGUCCCGGUAUGUUUACAAUCUUUGUAGAUGGAUAGGCCUGUAAGGACUAAAUCUGGCUGCUUCAUUCAUUAUUAGUAAAAGACAACUCAAUUUGUCAGACAUAUGUCCAGGUACGUUUAAUGAACCAAAUCUUUGUGAAUGAAUAGAUGUAUUCAAUGGGGAUGUCCUGCUGCUUCAACAUUACAUAUUAUGAGAAUAAACAAUGUGCUACAGCACUUACAUGGGUAUAAAUGGUAAAGGCUUGUUCCGGAAGGCUCUGUGUGAGGCGCUCUCUGAAUAGGGUAGUCUACGUGUAACGGAGGUAAGAACGUGCCGUAGGAUCACUCCACAGCUAGCUUGAAAUGUCGCCGACGGAGCCAGUGAAUCGCAUCCUUUUCUGUAGGACAACUGGUUGGUAUGUUGUCAAGGACGGCGGUCACAUGUCUUUACGAUCAGAGGACCACUGGUCCGAGCCCACUAAGUAAGGGAACCGGGACAGUGGAGGAAGUGAAGCAUCACACUGAAGUUUUUUUUUUUUUAUAGCACUAGGGAGACGACAAGUAAAUUAACUUUGUAGCCCCUUCAUGUCCAGGAUCCUCCAGGACACCACGGAAGGCAGCAGUAUGCAGUCCCAGGCCAUGGCGACCAUGCAGGAGAGACUGAGGGAGGCAGACAUGGCCCUACGCAGGGAACAGGACAGCUCAGACAGAUGCAGGGUAGACACACCAACCACCACACCACACACCCACACACACACACACACACACACACAGACACACAGGACACACAGACACCACACACAAGGACCACCAGGACACCACACUACAACACCACAGCACACAUCACACAGACACACACACACAGACACACCACACACACAACAGACACCACACACACACACACAGACACACACCAGACACACACACCCACACACAACACACACACACGACACACACACACCAGACCACACACAAGACACACACACACACCACAGACACACAGACACCACCACAGACACCACCACACACACAGACACACACACACACACACCCACACAGACAGGACACACAAGGACACACAGACACACAGACACACAGACACAGACACAGACACACCACACACACACACAGGACACAGACACACACACACAGACACACACACACACACACCACACACACACAUAGACACACACACACAGACACACAGGACACACACACAGACCCACACCACACACACACACCACACACACACACAGACACACCACACACACACAGGACACCACAGACACACACCACACACCACACACAGGACACACACACACACCACACACACAGACAACACACCACGACACACACACACACACACCACACAGACACACACACACACACAGACACACACAGACACACACACACACACACACACACACACACACAAGGUCCCAGCUGUCAAGUACACAUUGAUAUUUGUUAGACAGUUUUUUUUUAAAAAAAAUGAAUCUUUAAUCUGUCAAAUACAGAUAACUAGUGGUAACAGGGCAAGUUCUUCCUGUAAGUCAACCAUGGACUGUAACACGUCCUUCCUCUGCUUGGGACCCACAGAGUGAGUUUGCGGCGCGGCUGUCCAAGGUGGAGGCGGAGAGGCAGACGCUGGCGGAGGCUGUGACGGGUGCAGAGAGACGGGCGUCGGAGGAUAGGCACCGGGUGGAGGACCUCCAACAGCAGCUGAAGAAUGCCAAGCAGGAAUUCCAGGACUAUAAGCACAAGGCCUCCCGCAUACUACAGGCAAGAGAGAGAGAUUUAGAUAAGAGGCGAAAGAAACGCUCACCUAUUUAGGCGAGGUGCUAGCUGACGGCGUAAAAAACUCUUGAAAAAUGAAAUUAUACCCUGAUGAAGAUGGCUUGUCUGUCGAAACGUUGGUCAUUAGGAUAUUAAAUAAUUGCAUCUGAGCUCCUAGAGUGAGAGGCUCUCCUUUUCUUUUUCAAGAGAUAGAGAUUUAACUCUCAUCUGUCACAUUUUACAUUUACAUUUUCGUCAUUUAGCAGACGCUCUUAUCCAGAGCCACUUACACAUUUUAGAUUUAGGACACAAGUCACUAUUUCCUUUCAAAUGCUUUUUUAUUUUUAUUUUAUUUUAUUUUUUCUCCCCCUCCCACCGUGUGUGUGUCCCCUCUCCAGUCCAAAGAGAAGCUGAUCAGCAGUCUGAAGGAAGGGUCAGGCUUGGACGGGCUGGAGGGAGGAGGAACAUUAGCUCUGGAGCUUGAGGAGCUCAGACACGAGAAGGAGCUGCAGAGAGAUGAGAUCCAGAAACUACAGGGACAGAUGCAGACGCUCCGAGCUGAGAUACAGGUGAGAAGGGACUGGAGACGGUUGCAAUGAUACAUCCCUCUUUUAGCAGACCCUCUUUUAGCAGACCCGCUUAGCACACAUACAAAGCAACUUAAAGUACAGUGUGAGUGCAUGCAUUCUUAGUGUGUUUAUGUGAUUCCUGCGGUAUCCCUGCGGCGGGAAUUGAACUCGUGUCCUUGCCGUUGUUAGCAACCUACUGAGCCACACAGAACAUGCUCAUUUCAAGACAACCUUGGUGGUCGGAUGGCCUGGCUGUAAGAGUGCGAUGUUGUGGUCUUUCUCUCUCAGUACUUGGAGGUAGCAGCCCUAACUGAGGCAGAGACAUGGAGAGAGCAGCAGUUGGAAAUGCAGGAGCAGCAGGCCAAACAGACCAGAGCCAAGCAGGAAGUGGAGGCCGAGGUGGAGCGCUACAAACAGGUAGCGUAAUAUACAAUAUCAUACCAUGGCAUUGUUGAAUACUCCUUUCUGAUUGGCUUGAUGGGCAUUCUAGAGCAUGCUUUAUUUCCCUGUAAUGUACGGUAUAAUUUGUAAUGGCUAUGAAGUUCGUUCUUACAUGUUUUAUGUUUGAGCUGCUGUUGAAAGCAAAAGUAGUUUGAAAUGUUGAAUUCGAUUUUCAUAAUAUCAAGCUAGGACUGACGGUUUAGUUAGCUAAGCUAGGAAGUCUGUUUGUUUGGUUACCAAGGCAACUACUGUAGCUAUCUAGUAAAAAAGUGCUAGUUACGUCAGUGGAUGUUGAACACAUUUUUGUUUUGCGGCAAAUACAGCCUUGGUAAGAAGCGGGGAAUGUAUUGCGACUCCGUGAAAAGUGGGUGGCACUCUGCUAACGCGUCGACCCCCGCUACAGAGGACAGAGAUGGGAGGAAUCACCUGUGGCUUUACUAUGGGUAAAGAUGGCGGCGUUGAGGAGGGAGCGCGUCUUGCCCUGUUCCUGCUCGACUUUGACUUUUUUGCGUUUUAAUUAUUACUUUGUUUGCGCAGAAUGUUCGUGCAGUAAUUUCCAAUAACAAUCCGUCCAAUGCUGAGAGCCCGUACUGCAGCAUUCAAUGUCAGCAGAACGAACCCCGAUGACUCGGUGGCGUGCGACGCGUACAAGGCAAAUCCAUUAAGGACACAAAAAAGACAAUACAGCCUCUAACUUGAAUUAAUGUGAAACUCAGACUUGCGUCGCAUGUGGCGAGGACUACAGACUACCACAGACUACAAAGGCAAAAUCCAGAUGUGCGGUGCCCACCGACGCCUCCCUCCCAGACGAGCUUAACACAUUCUAUGCUCGCUUCGAGGCAAACCGCUGACAAUCCAGGAAGACUCUCACUGCUCCAGACGACCAGGUGCUUUCACUCUCCGAGGUUCAACGUGAGGAAAACUCAAAAGAGUGAAUCUUCCCAAAGCCACCGGCCCAGAUGGCAUCCCUGAGCCACCUCAGAGUGUUUGCUGACCAUCUUCAACCUGUGCCUGUCCCAGGCUGUGGAAACCACCAUCGUUCCAGUGCCCAAGGAAAAACAAGGUGACAUGCCCAAAUGACUAUUGCCCUGUCGCGCUCACCUCGGUCAUCAUGAAGUGCUUCGAGAGGCUGGUCAUGGCCCACAUCAAGGCCCGGCACACUGGAACCACUCCAAUCUGCCCACCGCUCCAACAGAUUCACGGAAGAUGCCAUUUCCACGGCUAUUCACACGGCCACAUCUGGACAAGAGGAACACUUAUGUGAGAAUGCUGUUUGGUGACUACAGUUCAGUAUUCGACACUGUUGUUCCUUCCAAGCUCGACCCCCAACCUCAGAGCCCUGGGUCUGGACACCGCCCCCUACAGCUGUAUCCUGGACUUCCUGAUGGGCAGACCACAUGGUGUGAAGAUUGGCAACAACACCCUUAACACAGGAGCCCCCCAGGGGUGUGUCCUCAGUCCUCUGCUGGACUCCCUGUUCACCCACGACUGCGCGGCUUUGCACGACACCAACUCCAUCAUCAAGUUUGCUGACGACGCCACGGUUGUAGUCCUGGUAACCAACAACGAUGAGUCAGCCUAUAGGCAAGGAGGUCAGUGAACUGACGUUGUGGUGUCAUGACAACUUCUCCCUCAACGUCAGCAAAACAAAGGAGUGAUUGUUGACUUCAGGAAGCAGAGGAGGGAACAUGCCCCGAUCCACAUCAUCGGGACUUCAGUAGAGUGCUGAAGCGCGUAAAAAAAUUGUCUGUCCUCGGUUGCAACACUCACUACCGAGUUCCAAACUGCUUCUGGAAGCAACAUCAGCACAAGAACUGUUCGUCGGGAGCUUCAUGAAAUGGGUUUCCAUGUCCGAGCAGCCGCACACAAGCCUAAGAUCACCCUGCGCAAUGCCAAGCGUUGGCUGGAGUGGUGUAAAGCUCGCUGCCGUUGGACUCUGGAGCAGUGGAAAUGCGUUCUCUGGAGUGAUGAAUCACGCUUCACCAUCUGGCAGCUCGACAGAAGAAUCUGGGUUUGGCGGAUGCCAGGAGAACGCUUCUUGCCCGAAUGCAUAGUGACAACUGUAAAGCUUGGUGGAGGAGGAAUAAUGGUCUGGGGCUGUUUUUCAUGGUUUGGGCUUGGUCCCUUAGUUCCAGUGAAGAGAAAUCUUAAUGCUACAGCAUACAAUGACAUUCGAGACGAUUCUGUGCUUCCAACUUUGUGGCUACAGUUUGGGGAAGGCCCUUUCCUGUUUCAGCAUGACAAUGCACAAAGCAAGGUCCAUACAAAAAUGGUUUGUCGAGAUUGGUGUGGAAGAACUUCACUGGCCUGCACAGAGCCCUGUCCUCAACCCCAUCGAACAGCUUUGGGAUGAAUUGGAACGCCGACUGCGAGCCAGGCCUAAUCGCCCAACAUCAGUGUCCGACCUCGCUAAUGCUCUUGUGGCUGAAUGGAAGCAAGUCCCCCGCAGCAAUGUUCCAACAUCUAGUGGAAAGCGUUCCCAGAAGAUCGGAGGCUGUUAUAGCAGAAAAGGGGGGGGGGACCAACUCCACAUUAAUGCCCACGACUUUGGAAUGAGAUGUUCGACAAGCAGGUGUCCACAUACAUUUGGCCAUGUAGUGUACAUUCAUGCUACACACACAUCACACCUGCUGCUACCAGACUCUUAUUAUACAGCUUAUUAUACUUUAUACACUACCCCCCCCCCUUCCCCAAUACACGUGUAAAUAUUAUAAAUGGUUCCUUCCUGUAUUAUACUGAUGCUAAAAUGUAUAUUCUAUUCUACUGAGACAUUUACUUUAUUUGUGUUUUUAUUUCUUAUUGUUGCACUGUCGAAGGAACCUGCAAGUAAGCAUUUCAAUGGACCAAGCAUAUCCAAUGCAUACGACUAAUAAAACGUGAAACUUGGUCCUAUUCAUUUAAGGUGUGUAACGGAAAAACAUUACGAAGCGUUUCGCAAUUGGAAAAUGUGCGUUUUUUUUUUUUUUUUUUUUUUUUUUUUUUUUUUUUUAAUUCGACCACAGGUCCAGGUAGUCCCGGUCUGUUUCAUUCUCUGUAUCUGGGCUAAGGGGAACGUUUUAAGUGUGUGCCUUUUUGUGUCACGUAGGAGCUGCAGUAUGCUGAGGAAGAAAGCCACCGUGCCAAGACCACACUGCAGAGUCGCAUCAAGGAUCGGGAGGAUGAGAUGCAGAAGCUCAGGAACCAGGUAAACAAUCACUCUUAUACAUCGUCAAAUCCAAUCUUUAUUUAAAGUGCAUUCAAAAACACAAUAAAAAUAAAAUAAAAUAAAACAUGAAGGAGAAGAAAAACUGUAAAUUUUAACUUUCAUCAAUGUAAUUGUCUGCAUCACUUCCAAUCCCCCAUAUAUAUUAUUGUAAAUAUAUACAGAACCAGUCAAAAGUUUGCACACACCUACUCAUUCAAGGGUUGUUCCUUUAUGUGUACUAUUUUCUACAUUGUAGAAUAAUAGUGAAGACAUCAAAACUAUGAAAUAACAUACAUGGAAUCAAAAAAAGUGCAAUUUCUGAGGUGCAGUUAACUCUAAUGAACUUAUCCUCUGCAGCAGAGGUAACUCUGGGUCUUCCUUUCCUGUGGCGGUCCUCAUGAGAGCCAGUUUCAUCAUAGCGCUUGAUGGUUUUUGCGACCGCACUUGAAGGAACUUUCACAGCUCUUGAAAUGUUCCGUAUUGACUGACCUUCAUGUCUUAAAGUAAUGAUGGACUGUCGUUUCUCUUUGCUUAUUUGAGCUGUUCUUGCCAUUUUUAAUAUGGACUUGGUCUUUUACCAAAUAGGGCUAUCUUCUGUAUACCCCCCGUACUUUGUCACAACACAGCUGAUUGGCUCAAACGCAUUAAGAAGGAAAGAAAUUCCACAAAUUAACUUUUUGAAGAAGGCACACCUGUUAAUUGAAAUGCAUUCCAGGUGACUACCUCAUGAAGCUGGUUGAGAGAAUGCCAAGAGUGUGCAAAGCUGUCGUCAAGGCAAAGGGUGGCUAUUUGAAGAAUCUCAAAUAUAAAAUAUAUUUUGAUUUGUUUAACACUUUUUUGGUUACUACGUGAUUCCAUAUGUGUUAGUUCAUAGUUUUGAUGUCUUCACUAUUAUUCUACAAUGUAGAAAAUAAUCAAAAUAAAGAAAAACCCUUGAACGAGUAGGUGUGUCCAAACUUUUGACUGGUACUGUAUAUAUAUAUAAUAUUGUGUACUUUAUUGACAUUCUACUGCAUUGUUAGGAGCUAGGAACAUAAGCAUUUCACUUCACGCGUUAUAACAUCUGCUAAACCGUAUGCUACUAACAAACUUAUUUGAUUUUAGAAGUAGCACAAGUAAUGUUGUUACAUUUCCCUCCCUCCCUCCCUCCCUCCCUCCCUCCCUCCCUCCCUCCUCUCUCCCUUCCCUCCCCCCUCCCUCCCUCCCUCCCUCCCCUCCCUCCUCUCUCUCUCCUCCCCUCCCUCCUCUCUCUCUCCUCCUCCUCCCUCUCCCUCCCCCUCCCCCCCCUCCCUCCCCUCUCCCCCCUCCCUCCCCCUCCCCUCCCUCCCCCCCUCCCUCCCCCUCCCUCCCUCCCCCCCCUCCCUCCCCCCUCCUACCUAGUUGACCAAUAAGGCUCUGAGCAGCAGUAGCCAGGUGGAACUGGAGAGCAGGUUGCACCAGCUGACCGAGACGCUGAUCCAGAAACAGACCGUGCUGGAGUCCCUGGGAACAGAGAAGAGCUCACUGCUCUUCCAGCUAGAGAGGCUGGAGGCCCAGCUGAAGAGCGUCCAGGGAGGAGGGCAGACCGGGGGGCCGGCCAUUAACAUGAGCAGCAUGGAGAGCCCAGGUGAGGCUGGGACUGCGUCUCAAAUGGCCCCCUUAUUCCCUAUGUACGGUAGUACACUACUUUUCACUAGCUCAGGUGAGACUAAUGUCAUGUGGAUAGAUAUGACUAGGUCGCCUGGUUGUCCCAGAUCUGGUAAUGAUGUAUAGCCAACUCCUUUAGGUGUAUUGGUCUGGGUCCAGGCUAAUGGCUAGUUUUGGGGGGGGGGGGGGGGGGGAUUAUAUAUAUAUAUAUUUUUUUUAAACACUCCAGGCCACUCUUGAACGUCUAAAACUAUAUUGAAAUUAUAAUGGACCUAUAUAUUUUCAAAUAACUGCCCUUUUUGUUUUUGACGAACAAAUUGGUCCGGAAAUAAAUCUCUGCUGCCCUCCGCUGAAUUUUCAAAUCCUGGUGUGGCCCUCGAGACAAAAUGAUUGCCCACCCCUGGACUAAAUGGUCAGCCAGCUUAAAGUAGUACUUUUCUUGAUGCUAAAAGCUAACUUUAUUUGAUAGAUCGUCAUUGCAAGUAAAUAAAUACAUUUGAUUUGAGAUUUAAGAAGCUUUUUUUUUUUUGUAUUUGAUGAACAAGCACUCAACACUCGAGCUCUUUCCUUGAUUUAUUUUGUGUUCAGAUGGCCUCUCAAAUGUUUUGUACAUGUAAAGCGUUUCCCACAUUAAGAGCAGAGGGAGGGAAAUCUCUUGUGCUCACUGAGCGUACAUGAAUGACGGAAACUCUUUCCACACUCGGAUCCUGUGUGGAUCCGCUGGUGGCUUUUAAGAUCGCUGGUGUCGGCAAAUGUCUUCCCACAUUCAGUGCAGUGCCGUGCCUGGUGUCUCUUUUUAAAAAAAGUUUUAUCUGAUGGUGAAGCUCUUCCUGCAUCCGUCACAGAUGUGUGGUCUUUUCUCAGUGUGAGUUAUCGUGUGUCUUUUCAGCAGGUGUUUUUUGACAGGAAGCAUUUCCACGUUGCUGGCAACUGUGUGGUCUAUCUCCUGUGUGUGUUUGCAGAUGCACAUCAAGGUGUCGCUUGUGAAGAUCACUCUUUCCACGCAGAUCACAAAAAAUGAUUUUUUUUUUCAAUCUAUCUUUCCAUCUCCUUUGUGUGUUUUGCUCGGAUCAUUUCCAUGUGUUUUGGUGGGUUGGGAACAUGUUUUAUUCAGAUCUUCUGUGCAUUUUUAGGAGGUCCUCUGUCUGACAUUGUGGUGAACAAGCCACAACUCCCCUCACAGCUAGAUGCUAUAGGAAAGCACACAACAAAACAGUGUUAUUCCAUGUGAAAUUGACUAAACGUGGCCAUGAAAUUCAUCUUUUAUUUUUAUUUUUUUUAGAACAUAGACAACAUGCUUUAGGUGUUUCUAGAUGACCUUUUUGUGACAUCUGCAUAAAAUCAUAACUGAGAAAUGUUUCAUCAAAGAAAUCUGUAGAUGAAAAUUUGCAUUGUAGAUGAAAAAUGUGCAGUGUGUGUGCUCACUUCUCAGAAUACUAAUUGAAAUAAUAAAUUUGAGUCUGCACAACGUUUUUUCAGAGAUUGUUGCAACAUUGUAACCUUGGAGACUACUGCCACUUAUGAGGGAGCGUCUAUCAAGACCGCUAUGUGAAAUUCCAUUGCUAGGAUUUGAGGAAACGACUAGCGUUUAACAAAAGCACACCAGUUUGUCAUAAUCUAUAAUAAUGUUAAUUAUAUAGUAUGCCGUUUAGCAGACACUUUUUUUUAAUCCAAAGCGACUUAGUCAUGCAUGCAUACAUUUGACGUAAUGGGUGGUCCCGGGGAUCGAACCCACUACCCUGGCGUUACAAGCGCCGUGCUCUACCAACUGAGCUACAGAGGACCACCCAAUGUUACCACUCAGCCACCAGACACACCUCCAUAAAUAAUGUGUAGCCCCAAGCUACAUACUCUUUACAACAGCAAACCGGUGCACAGACAUAUCUCAACAUAGACCUACUGUAUCAAAGCGAGAUACGUUUCAAAAUCGUUGGUUGUUGACCCUUGUAUGACUUCCUUCUUAAUGGGCUUCAACCAUACUGGUUAUCUUCUUAAUCCCGCCUCCAAUUGAAUGUCAUUGGUUCUUUUUAGAUAUAUUUUUAUUUAUUUAAUUGUCCUUGUUUCAGAUCAACAUCAUAACAAAUUGUACGUAUCUUUCAAUAACAAGAAGAAACAAGAUGACAUUAAACAUGGCAUAACCAACAGAACUAAACAAAACUGAUUCACUUUCAGUUCUCUGCUCGUACAAUGUUUCAUUACCCCUAAAGUUAUUUAUUUUUAUUGUCUUUAUUAAGUUAACUGUAGCGUAGAGGCCUUACAGCUAUACAACAAGAAAAAUACAAUUGUACAACAAGAAAUACAGCUAUACAACAAAAAUACAACAAGAAAAAUACAGCUAUACAACAAAAUACAGCUGUACAACAAGAAAAAUAAGAAAAUUACAGCUAUGCAACAAAAAUAUUACAGCUAUACAAGAAAAAAUACAGCUGUACAAGAAAAUUACAGCUAUACAACAAUAACAAUUACAGCUAUACACAACAAAAAAAGUACAUUUAUACAACCAGAAAAUUACAGCUAUACAACAAGAAAGCGAAAUCAAAAUGACCAGAGUCCAGUUGUACAUUUUGAAGACCUAUAGAUUCACAAUAUUUUUUUAUAUUGACACUUCUCGAGGUAUCUGCAAGAUUAGCGGGAACAGAUAGCAAAAAGGAAUCCCAUAAGUCUUGUUCCUUGUUCCUAAAUAUAGCACUAAUUUUCUCCAGUGGCAGGACUUUAAAGAUCUCACAAUUCCACUAAUUUAUCGUUCGUGGCUCUGGUCUUUUUAUCCAGUCCAAGAGAAUGCAUUUGCAGGGCUUUUUUUUAAAAGGAUAUUGAGCAGAUUUGGAAGCUGAGAUGUUACUAGCAAAAUAUGUUUCUGAGAUUUGUUUAUGAUUUCACCAUAACCCCUUGGAUGGCAGGACUGAAGCCUUUUUUAUGUUGACCUCACACAGGGACACGACAGAGGAAUGCACCAAUCCUGUUCAACGACCAUGACAGUCCAGGAGUGUAUGGCCAGGUACGGAAGGCAGCCAGCACUAUCGACCGGUUCAGGUGAGCUAUAACACCAGAGGGUUGGCUGGAUCAAAACACACUUUUUACAGACAGGACAGAAACGGGUAGACAGGCCAGAGACCUUCAGGUCUCUGUUAUGUUUGUUCUUAGUCUCUGGAAUGUUACCACUCAACCACACAGGCCUUACCUCAAGUUAAGUUUGAGGAAUUGUUUUGGUAUUGUUAACUUGUCACAAUACAUGAGCUAUUUCUUUUUUUUUUCUUUUUUUUUUAUAUAUAUUUUGCGACGCUGUAUUCAGAUUUUAUAGACACAAAUGUUUACCAUUCAACCACACGAGUGUCACAUCAUAUCUCACAAUUCGACAACAAACCAAAAAAAUCUUGUCCUUCCAGCAUCCGAUUAGGAAUCUUCCUGAGACGCUACCCCAUGGCUCGGGUUUUUGUAAUACUGUAUAUGGUGAGUUGUUUUACACACUCUUUUGUUCAAAAUGUCACAAUGAUCUUAAGCCCAGUUGAAUCAACUGAAAUGUCUGUGGGCCCAUUUUGUGUUUGUUUCAGGCGCUACUGCACCUGUGGGUCAUGGUUGUCCUGUUGACCUAUUCACCAGAGAUGCACGAGAUCCACGACGUUCCUGGAGGGAGAUAGAACAUGAAUGAUGUCAUAAUAGAUAUGUUGUUGUGAUCUGGGGUAAGGUGAAGACGUGUUCUCCUUGUCGUCGAAGACUAGCCUGGUGCCAGAUCUGUUUCUGCUGUUCACACCUGCCUACCAUGCACGCAACUUUAGGUCAAAGUACGCUGGUAUGAAGAAAAAAAAAAA
This is a messenger RNA of Coregonus sp. 'balchen', 13689 nucleotides long. NCBI's taxonomy places the organism in Eukaryota, Metazoa, Chordata, Actinopteri, Salmoniformes, Salmonidae. The record is from the annotation of a GenBank genome assembly.